GAAGAUCUGUGUGCACUGUAAGUGUCGUCGUGAGGAGCAUGCAGUGACAACCAUGCCUGUAGAAAUGGAGAAGACGGUCACCAAGCUGAUGUACGACUUCCAGAGGAACUCUACCUCUGACGAUGACUCCGGCUGUGCUCUGGAGGAGUACGCCUGGGUACCACCUGGACUUAAACCUGAGCAGGUUCACCAGUACUACAGCUCCCUGCCCGAGGACAAGGUGCCCUAUGUGAACAGCCCAGGAGAGAAAUACCGCAUCAAACAGCUGCUCCAUCAGCUACCGCCCCACGACAAUGAGGUACGCUACUGCAACAGUCUGGACGACGAGGAGAAGCGAGAACUGAAGCUCUUCAGUAACCAACGGAAACGGGAAAACCUGGGCCGAGGCAACGUCCGGCCGUUCCCCGUGACAAUGACGGGGGCGAUCUGCGAGCAGUGCGGAGGCCAGAUAAAUGGUGGUGACAUUGCUGUGUUUGCGUCCCGCGCCGGUCAUGCCAUGUGUUGGCACCCUGCCUGCUUCGUGUGCAGCAUGUGCAACGAGCUCCUGGUGGACCUCAUCUACUUUUACCAGGACGGGAAGAUCUACUGCGGCCGGCACCACGCUGAGCGACUGAAGCCGCGCUGCACCGCCUGCGAUGAGAUCAUCCUGGCGGAUGAGUGCACUGAGGCAGAGGGGCGUCACUGGCACAUGAAGCACUUCUGCUGUUUCGAGUGCGAAACGGUGUUGGGGGGCCAACGCUACAUCAUGAAGGAGGGACGGCCCUACUGCUGCUCCUGCUUUGAGUCCCUCUAUGCCGAGUACUGCGACUCCUGUGGGGAACAUAUUGGCAUUGACCAAGGCCAGAUGACGUAUGAUGGGCAGCACUGGCAUGCCACAGAGGACUGCUUUUGCUGCGCCCGCUGUAAACAUUCCCUGCUGGGUCGCCCCUUCCUGCCCAAGCAGGGUCAAAUUUUCUGCUCCCGCUCCUGUAGUCUGGGGGAGGAGCCCAAUGGCUCAGACUCCUCUGACUCUGCCUUCCAAAGCGCUCGCUCAACCAGAGAGUCCAGACGCAGCUCAAAGGGGGGAAAGAGUGGUGGAGGAGGGGGUGGAGUGCAGGCGGAGAGAUUCUCAGGGGAGGUGGACCCACUGUCUUUACAAAUGGAUCUUCUGAGUCUCUCCAGCCAAACCCCCAGUUUGACUCGUGAGCCACCUGCCUGGCAGAACCAGAAGCAAGCAGGGGAUGGCUACAAAUAUGAAUCCCAAACAGACCAGAUUGCCAACCCCACCCCUCUCCAGCUCCUUAGUCAGUGCAAUGUCAGGACUUCCUAUAACCCUGCCUGCGCUGGACAGACCAAUCAACAGCAGGAUCACAGGAUCAAGGAGAACGGAGGUUUAAAGAGACCUCCCGUCUCAGCAAUGAAGGGCCACUCUCUGACUGAGACGUGGUUCCAACAGCCAGGUCCAGAGGAGUACUAUCCACCCAAGCUGAGGACCCAAAAGAGCUUCACUGAGGUGUCCCAUUGCUCUCAGCACAACAACAGCUUCUCCUCAGAUAAGCGCUCCAUCAGUCUGCACGGCUUCCAGAGGGACCGGGACAGAGAUGCAGGGCCGCCGGCACCACCCCAGGUUGCGAGAAGCAGGAACCCAAUCAAUGCACUUAACUUCACUGAGCAACUGACCCCUCUCGAGCAGACCCCAAGAGGAUCCAUGGAGUCCCUGGCCCUGUCCAACACAACAGGUAACUCAGCAGAUGGAGGAAAGCGUCAGGAGCACCUUUCUCGUUUCUCCAUGCCAGACCUUAGCAAAGACUCUGGAAUGAAUGUGUCAGAGAAGAGCAACAUGGGCACCCUCAACUCUUCAGUGCAGUUUCGUAGCUCUGAGUCUCUUCACAGCCUCACAGCAAAUCAGCCCUAUAUGGAAAUGGAUCCCCCCAGAUCCUCCCAGUACCAGGUGCAGUACUGUGACCCCUCUGGCAUGGGUGUGGGUAUGGGUAUGACUCAUUUACCGCCUGGCUUCACCUUCCAGGAGGAGGAUAGAGUUAGUUUGGUGAGCAGUGCUAACGCUGCCCGCCUGCCACCCAUCAGUGAGCGCAGGAUGGGAGAGGGACCAGAGGAGACUCCCCAGAGGCGUCGGCACCACCACCGCUCUCGGAGAUCCCGGCGUUCCCGUUCAGAAAACGCUCUCAACUUAGUGGCAGAGCGGAGGGCAAGACCUCAAGAAAGACCACAGCUGCGCGUCUGUGAGGAUUACGACCGUUUCCCACCACCGAGGAACGCCAGGGAGUUUGGAGUAGGAGGAGGAGGGGGAAGAUACCAGCCCCAACUCUUCAGGCAGUGCCCUAGGACCACUUCAGACCUGACACUUCAGAAUCCAGGGGCCAGCCGGCGCACAGGCUUAAACCAAUACUCCUGGGAUGAUUAUGAUGACGACGACUGGUGCUCCACCUGCUCUUCUUCCUCCGAAUCAGAGGAUGAAGGUUACUUCCUAGGUGAGCCAAUCCCCAGACCCAUCCAGCUGCGCUACCUCAGCAACCAGGAGCUCGUCCAUAAGUACAACAAUACAGGGAUGGGAGGACCCAACCGUAGCGGGCAGUUACAUACUCGCAAACGCAGAAAAAGCAAGAACUGCAUUAUUUCCUAACAUCCUGACGUCUGAGAAAAGAAAUGACUCAUUGUCACCCCAAAAUGACACCCAGUCCAUUUAUUCAGUGUUGUUGAGUGUUGAAUAUCAUGUAAUUGAAAGUCAGUGAUGAAUUACAGUCGGUAAACAGUGAAAAAGCACCAGUGUUUGCAUGUUUGUUCAUUUUAAUGUUUCGGAAUAUCUCCUGAGUAUUAAGGCUAACAGUUACAUGUGCAGUUCUACCAAGUCACAACAUUUAUCAAAAGCUGAUGUGCAAUUCUUUUUAAUCAUCACUUCCAUGCAGCAAACAAGUGUGCAAGAUAGUCGGUUUGGUACAGUAGCUUUUUCAUGCAAUGUGAUUUAGAUAUAGGAUAUACUGUACUAUUGUAUUCAGUUCAUAGUGUGUACAUAGAUAAAUGAAUUAAUAAUUUCACUUAAGUUAAGGAAGUCAGUGUAAAUAUGGUUGUAAAUGAGGCCGCACAUAUUUUUAUAUUUUGUAUGGAUAGAAUCAUUUAUGUAUUAAAUAUCUAUAAUGUAGAGAUAGAAAAUGACAAAAACAACUUAUGCAUGUUUUAUUUGGCUGACCUGGUCCUGCAUUUGGAAUA
Messenger RNA from Scomber scombrus (Atlantic mackerel), 3204 nucleotides. It is a transcript of the gene prickle2b, whose product is annotated as prickle homolog 2b. The record is from RefSeq and is a predicted model, not a curated record. The transcript is spliced from 8 exons. Bases 53 to 2620 code for a protein of 855 amino acids. NCBI's taxonomy places the organism in Eukaryota, Metazoa, Chordata, Actinopteri, Scombriformes, Scombridae. Gene Ontology annotation, molecular function: zinc ion binding.